AUGGAUUUUAAUAAUCCUGUAGUUCUUGUUGAUGAGAUGGAUGCUGAUUUAUCAGAUGAAGGGAUGCACCUAAACCAAUCAUCUGGGAGAACUAGGAAAAUACCCUUACUAGACUGUUGUAGUUUCUGUAAGAAUCCACUGCUUGCAGCAAUUGGUCGUAUAACUGGAUUCAAGAUGCUAUUGUACAUCUCAUUCAUCUACCUAAUGCCAGUGUUUUUUCUCUGGAGCAAAUAUAUAUGUGUUUUGGACUUUGUUUUUCUUGUACCUGGUCAAGCACCCACCUUAAGGAGGGUGUCAUUUUUACGUGGCUAUCCGGCUUUGCGGUUUUCCUUUGGUCUUCUCCUAGCUUUACUACUACUCUUUUCCGAAGCUGUUGAGGUCUAUUGUUAUGUAGCAAAUUUUAUCAACGUUCGUUUAUUGGGGUCUUCCAUUGAUGACUUCCUUUAUGAUGGCAACAACGGUACCUUUGGCGGAAGGGAUGUAGAAGCUUCGGGAUCUGCCUUUUGUCGCCACGACUCUACAAAGUCCAAAUCAAGCCAGGGUUUUGCUGAAUGGUUCAGAAGCUUGUCUGCCAAAUUUAGAUAUAUCCACGUAUUCCACCACUUACGUUGGUUUAUGAUGUCAUCUUUGGUAUCAAUACCCCCACUCGUCAUGUUUUCUAUCAAUUUAUAUUAUUAUAAAGGCGCUUUUAUGGUUUCCAGAUACUAUAUAGAGACCAUGGAUUUUGCCUUGGGAUUACUUCUCCCCAUGGCUUGCAUCAUGAUAUUUACCUGCAUAGUUUAUCCAAUCUACUUGAUCACGGUAACAAUUGUAAGUGGAACCGAUGUCCACUACAGCUCCUCGAAGGUAUCCCACUCAUUAGCUGUACUUUGUUUGCAAGAUUCAUGCCCUUGUGAGCAAUUGGUCAAGGAACAGGUUUCGCCUGCGGUUAAGAGAAACUUGGAAAGACAUUCUAUUUAUUUGGGUUUUGGAAAACUGAUUUUUGUCAUAUCUACAGGGAUACUUUUUAUUUGUUCACUUGUCUCGAUCUUCCUAUUGUAA
Messenger RNA from Babesia microti strain RI, 1041 nucleotides. RefSeq lists its product as hypothetical. NCBI's taxonomy places the organism in Eukaryota, Apicomplexa, Aconoidasida, Piroplasmida, Babesiidae. The record is from RefSeq and is a predicted model, not a curated record. The transcript has a single exon. The coding region runs from base 1 to 1041 and encodes 346 amino acids.